Messenger RNA from Melozone crissalis (California towhee), 4103 nucleotides. It is a transcript of the gene DIAPH2, whose product is annotated as diaphanous related formin 2. The transcript has 28 exons. NCBI's taxonomy places the organism in Eukaryota, Metazoa, Chordata, Aves, Passeriformes, Passerellidae. Gene Ontology annotation, molecular function: small GTPase binding; microtubule binding; actin binding. Bases 20 to 3649 code for a protein of 1209 amino acids. Gene Ontology annotation, biological process: actin filament polymerization; actin cytoskeleton organization. The record is from RefSeq and is a predicted model, not a curated record. Gene Ontology annotation, cellular component: actin filament; cytoplasm.
GGGGCGGCCCCGCGGAGCCAUGGACGGACACGCGGCUCCGGGCGCGGGCGGCGAGGAGCCGCUGAGCUCCGGCAGGAUGAACGCGAAGCGCGGCGGGCGCGCCGCGGAAGAGGAGAGCCGGAACAAGCCCAAGCUGAAUAUUCAAAUAAAAACUUUGGCAGAUGAUGUGCGUGACAGAAUCACAAGCUUCAGGAAAUCAGCUGUGAAGAAAGAGAAGCCUCUCAUUCAGCAUCCCAUUGACUCCCAGCCUUCCAUCAGUGAGAUCCCACAUGCCCAGGCACUUGUUGAUGAGCGCUGCAUGAACUUAUCAGAGAAAGAAGUUAUGGAUCUCUUUGAGAAAAUGAUGGAGGACAUGAACCUGAACGAGGAACGUAAAGCUCCUUUACGAGACAAAGACCUGAGCACCAAACGUGAGAUGGUUGUCCAGUACAUUUCUGCAACUGCCAAAUCCAUAGUCGGAAGUAAAGUUCCGGGGGGACUCAAAAACAGCAAGCACGAAUGUACCCUGUCCUCACAAGAAUACAUCCAUGAGCUGCGGUCUGGAAUUUCAGAUGAGAAACUUCUUAAUUGCCUGGAGUCUUUGAGAGUGUCUCUAACCAGCAACCCAGUCAGCUGGGUUAACAAUUUUGGACAUGAAGGUCUUGGGCUCCUGUUGGAUGCGUUGGAAAAGCUUCUGGACAAGAAACAGCAAGAAAGUAUUGAUAAGAAGAAUCAACAUAAACUUAUCCAGUGCCUCAAAGCAUUUAUGAACAAUAAAUAUGGUUUGCAAAGGAUCCUAGGAGAUGAAAGGAGCCUCUUGCUGCUGUCAAGAGCAAUUGAUCCAAAGCAACCCCACAUGAUGACUGAGACAGUGAAAAUCCUUUCUGCCAUCUGCAUUGUUGGGGAGGAAAACAUGCUGGACAAGCUGUUAGGUGCUAUAACCACUGCUGCUGAGAGGCACAACAGGGAGGAACGCUUCUCCCAGAUCGUGGAGGGCCUGGAGAACCACGAGUUCAUCCAGCUGCAGGUUGCAUGUAUGCAGCUCAUCAAUGCCCUUGUUACAUCUCCUGAGGACCUUGACUUCAGGAUACACUUGAGAAAUGAGUUUUUACGUUGUGGCCUGAAGAAAAUAUUGCCUGCCUUGAAAGAUAAGGAAAAUGAAGAGCUCGAUAUUCAGCUGAGGGUGUUUGAUGAGAACAAAGAUGAAGACCACUUUGAACUGUCACAUCGUCUCAAUGACAUCAAAGCUGAAAUGGAUGAUGUGAGCGAAGUAUUUCACCUGCUGUACAAUAUGGUGAAAGAUACUUCUUCUGAAAAUUACUUCUUGUCAAUUCUCCAACAUUUCCUGCUGAUCAGGAACGAUUACUAUGUCCGACCUCAGUAUUACAAGAUCAUAGAAGAAUGUGUGUCUCAGAUAGUGCUGCACUGCAGUGGCAUGGACCCAGAUUUUAAAUACAGAGGAAGGAUGGACAUCAAUUUUACACAUCUUGUUGAUGCGUGUGUGGACAAGGCUAAAGUAGAAGAGAGUGAAAAGAAAGCAGCAGAAUUUUCCAGGAAGUUUGAUGAAGAGUUCACAGCUCGACAAGAGGCACAAGCAGAGCUGCAGAAACGAGAGGAGAAAAUCAAAGAACUUGAAUCAGAAGUCAAACAGCUCCGGACCCAGGGUCCAGGCCUGACAGAAGGCCCAGCAAUGCCAGCCCACCCAAGUGAGAACGUCCCACCAUCUCCGGCGCCCUCCCUCCCUGGCGGAGCCAUCCCUCCUCCUCCUCCCCUCCCUGGUGCAGGAACCAUUCCUCCUCCUCCUCCAUUACCCGGUGGAGUAACAAUUCCUCCACCCCCUCCCCUGCCUGGUGUAGUAACAAUUCCUCCCCCACCUCCCUUGCCAGGUGGAGUAACAAUUCCCCCACCACCUCCUCUGCCAGGUGGAGCAACAAUCCCUCCUCCUCCUCCCUUACCUGGUGCAUCCCUUCCUCCUCCUCCUCCUCCUCCUCUGCCCGGUGCAGCCAUCCCAGCUCCCCCUCCUCUGCCUGGUGUGCCCCCACCUCCCCCUCUGCCCGGGGGAGCAGGGCCUCCUCCUCCCCCCCCUCUGCCUGGAGGGGCAGGGCUGCCUCCUCCUCCUCCCCCUCUGCCCGGGGCAGCAAUCCCUCCCCCGCCGCCUUUUGGGGGGCCCCCAGUGCCUCCCCCCCUGGGAGGGGCCCCCUUUGCCCCCUUCCCCAUGGUGCCAGCGCUGCCCCACGGGAUGAAGGAGAAGAAGAAGUAUAAGCUGGAAGUGUCCAUGAAGAGAAUCAACUGGUCCAAGAUAGAGCCUCAAGAAAUAGGAGAAAACAGCUUUUGGGUAAAAGCUGAAGAAGAUAAAUUUGAAGACCCGGAGCUGUUUGCGAAAUUGGCACUUACCUUUGGAACCCAAAUGAAAGCCAAAAAGCCUGUAGAAGAAUCAGAAGAAAAGAAAGCAGCUCAGUCAAAGAAGAAGAUCAAAGAAUUAAGAGUUUUGGAUGGAAAAUCUGCACAAAACUUAUCAAUAUUUUUGGGUUCCUUCCGUUUGCCUUACGAAGAAAUAAAAAAUAUCAUUUUAGAGGUGGAUGAGGAGAAGCUGAGUGAAUCCCUGAUCCAGAACCUGGUGAAGAAUCUUCCUGAGCAGAAGGAGCUCAAUGCCUUAGCUGAAUUAAAGGAUGAAUACAACGACCUUGCUGAGCCAGAGCAGUUUGGAGUUGUGAUGAGCUCGGUGAAGAUGCUGCGCGCGCGGCUCAACGGGAUCCUGUUCCGCCUCAUGUUCGAGGAGCACGUCAACAACAUCAAGCCCGACAUCAUGGCUGUCACCCUGGCCUGCGAGGAGCUCAAGAAGAGCGAGAGCUUCAGCAAGCUGCUGGAGCUGGUGCUGUUCCUGGGCAACUACAUGAACUCUGGCUCCAGGAACGCGCAGUCCCUGGGCUUCAACAUCAGCUUCCUCUGCAAGAUUCGAGAUACAAAAUCAUCAGAUCAGAAAACCACCCUGCUGCAUUUCCUGGCAGAGAUCUGUGAGGAGAAUUACAGGGACAUCCUGAAAUUCCCGGAUGAGCUGCAGCACGUUGAGAGUGCGAGCAAAGUUUCAGCCCAGACUCUGAAGAGCAACCUGGAUUCCAUGAACCAGCAGAUCCAGCGCCUGGAGAAGGACAUUGAGAACUUCCCCAAGAGCCAGGACGAGCACGACAAGUUUGUGGAGAAGAUGAGCAGCUUUGCUGAGAGUGCCCGAGAACAAUAUGAAAAACUGUCCAACAUGCACAACAACAUGACAAAACUGUAUGAAAAUCUGGGAGAAUAUUUCACCUUUGAUCCCAAAGCAAUAAGCAUAGAAGAAUUCUUUGGUGAUCUCAGCAACUUCAGAACUCUGUUCUUGGAGGCAUUAAAAGAAAACAACAAAAGGAGAGAAUUGGAGGAGAAGACCAAGAGGGCCAAGCUGGCCAAGGAGAAGGCGGAGCGGGAGAGGCUGGAGAGACAGAAGAAGAAGCAGCAGCUGAUUGAUAUGAACAAAGAGGGUGACGAGACAGGGGUGAUGGACAGCCUGCUGGAGGCCCUGCAGUCGGGAGCAGCGUUCAGGGACCGCAGGAAACGAACGCCGCGAGCGCAAGAUAACAAACGAGUGACUUUGGAAAGGUCUCGUUCUCGACACAACGGAGCAAUUGCAGCUGUAUGAUUCUUCCGAUGCCAAAGAAUUAAUGAAUUGUUUUAUUUACAAUGAAAUGGAUGUGCUUUGGGAAGAGUUUAUCAUCCAAAUUGGCAAUGAUCAUAAAGGAAUACUGGUAUUGAUUAAAUGAGAUGGUGUAAGAAUAUGUCAUUUUAAAGCAGUUGCUAAAAAAAAAUCCACAUACUGUAUCUUAUUACCCCAACUACCAAGAUCUGUAAACAGUGUUAAACAGUAGGGUAUAUAUCUUAUUUUCUUAUGUUCUUUCUUUUUUUUCACCCCUUUUGUUUAAGCUGGCAACUCACAUGAAAGGAGUUGGGGAUUUCUAGGUUAUGUUUUUUAUGGGUAAGAAAAUACACUUCUGUUGAAAGAGUACAGCUGUGGAUUCCAUUUGCAGUUCUGAUUUGAACAUGAAAGGAAAAAUAAUAAAAUUGUAUGUUAAUAAAUUCAGAGAUGAGCUGGUCUA